Molecule: messenger RNA, 1395 nt
Organism: Fusarium fujikuroi IMI 58289
Lineage: Eukaryota; Fungi; Ascomycota; Sordariomycetes; Hypocreales; Nectriaceae
Exons: 1
Coding region: 1-1395 (464 amino acids)
Molecular function (GO): protein binding
Source: RefSeq, a predicted model, not a curated record
AUGGUCGUAUUAUCCGACUUGCCUGACGAGACCCUCGACAGAGUUUUCGACUUCGUCACAAGUGACCGCGUAUCCCUUGAAAACGUCAGCCUCGUGAACAGGCGCUUCAACAAAAUCGUCUUUCCUCUCCUCGUACGCCAAUGGAACAACAGCCAAGAAUGUCUUGAGCCUUCCAUCGAGAGAUUUGCCCUUCAUCUUCUCCGAAGCCCUGAACUUCGGAGGCACGUUGAAAGGCUGGACUUUGGAUAUCUUCGACCCUUGCACGAUCAUGAUCCCGAUUCAGUUGACUUGAGCCCUGAGAGUCUAAUUGCUCUAGCAAACGCUGCUGAGAAGGACCUUCAAGUAUCCGAGUUUCUCUCAACUCACGUGUGCCAUCGCAUACGCCUCGGGUGCGAGGAUGCUAUCGCCGUGUUGAUCUUGGCUUGGUGUACGAGGUUGACCCAUCUCAACAUCACGAUACCAUCUUUCUAUCCUGAAUCUCGCCAACACUUUAUGCCUUUGCUUUACAUGAGAGAAGCUGUUAGUCGAUUGCUUGAUGAACCGGCUGAGAUGGCAUCGCAAUUGCCUCUGGGUCGGAUUCGUCAUGUUACCCUACAGCCCUGGAACAGGGAGACAACUUUCGACAUGGCGUAUGCUAUAUCGUUUCUGCACCUCCCUGGUAUCCAGACGCUCUGUGCCCAUGGUUUAUUCGAUGACCCGGAUGAUGGGCUGGGUAGCGAGGAAAAUGAACUUCCUCUAACACAUCUUGACGACUACGUGCUCCCUUUUCCAGUUUCGACAUCACCCAUCACAGAGUUAACCAUUGUGGGAUUUUUAGGAUUUGGAGUCGUAGAUUUCAUUACUGCAUGUAGGUCUCUCAUAAGGCUCAGUGUUCGAGCUGACUAUGGGCUGGAAAUCUACGGUUGGCCGGACCAGAAAGAGCUAGCAAAGGCUAUUUUGAAACAUAAAUGUUCUCUGGAAGACCUGGACCUCGACAUUAGUAUCCCGAGAUUCCCUAACCCAGACCCUGUUUUGGAGGAAGCCUAUUCACAAAUGUUAUGUAUCCGGACUCUUGCGGUCCAUAUCACGGACCUUUUCGAAGGUUCCUGGUCCAGCGACGAUGAGAACUGUAUCAAGAUCGUCCUCGAUCGAAUACCUCAAACUACCCAGGUUCUCAAGCCCCGUUCCCACAUGUUCAUCGAAAGUUGGGUCUGCAGUAGUAAUGACGUGUUCCUCGAGCCAUACCUGGAGGGCAUUAUAGAAUUACUCGAGAACGCUGGACCACAAGGGAAGUUCAGCGAGUUAAGAGUCCUAGAUCUCUCGGAAGCAUUUGUGGAUGACCCGAUUAUGUUUGAUAUUAAGAGGAUUAAGCAAUUGGCUACAUCCAGAGGGGUCAAGCUUUUGUUGCAUGAUUGA